This is a messenger RNA of Nerophis lumbriciformis (worm pipefish), 622 nucleotides long. NCBI's taxonomy places the organism in Eukaryota, Metazoa, Chordata, Actinopteri, Syngnathiformes, Syngnathidae. The record is from RefSeq and is a predicted model, not a curated record.
AUGAACAUAAGCUGGAUCAACAGGCCACACAGCCAGGGGAAGAAUGCAACUGGAAUAAUGGUGUCCAAACUACGGCCCGCCAAAGUCUUCACUGCGCCCUGUGAGGCGUUACAAGUCAGAAGCUUGGCCUGCGGAAUAACUCUGCAGAAUGUGAACAAGCUGAACCUUCUGAGAUUGGCCCCUGGCGGUCAUGUUGGACGCUUCUGCAUAUGGACAGAGAGUGCUUUCCGCAAGCUGGAUGAACUGUAUGGCACCUGGCGUAAAGCGUCCACCCUCAAAGUUGACUACAACCUGCCAAUGCACAAGAUGACAAACACAGACCUGAGCAGGAUUCUGAAGAGUGAGGAGGUCCAGAAAGCACUUCGUGCACCCAACAAGAAGAUCAACCGCAGAGUACUGAAGAAGAAUCCCCUUAAGAACAUUAGGGUUAUGUUCAAACUGAACCCGCACGCCAAGACAGCAAGACGUCACGCCAUUCUUCAGCAUGACCCCAAGAUCAAGGCAAAAAUGCUGAAACCUAAGAAGAAGCCUGGAAAGAAAGGAGCACCUAAGAAAAUCAAGGCAUAAAUUUAUACUUGCUGACUGGAGUUCAUUAAGAAAAUAAAUAAUUGGUUUCAAGUCA